This is a messenger RNA of Penicillium argentinense, 2934 nucleotides long. Its product is annotated as FAD-dependent oxidoreductase. The transcript has 10 exons. Gene Ontology annotation, molecular function: monooxygenase activity; FAD binding. The coding region runs from base 1 to 2934 and encodes 977 amino acids. Gene Ontology annotation, biological process: secondary metabolite biosynthetic process. NCBI's taxonomy places the organism in Eukaryota, Fungi, Ascomycota, Eurotiomycetes, Eurotiales, Aspergillaceae. The record is from RefSeq and is a predicted model, not a curated record.
AUGCUGACGGAAGCUCACAAGGCUGGCCGUGGGGGCCAAAGGAAGCGGAAUUCCGUCUCCGCCUGCCGUUGUGUCCCCAACAUCCUUCUGACACAUCACCGGAAGACCGCAAUUUGUCCUCGGUUCUACCCUAGCCUCGUCGGCUUUUUCUCUGCAGGUCGCCGAGAGGUCCCGCAGCAACAGGUAACCCAGAAUGAGCAACAACGGCGGAGUCCGAAUCCCGAAGGCGUGCCGGACAUGCGCCAAGGCGAAGGUGCGGUGCGAGCCGCAAACCGAUGGGACAUGCAAACGAAAGAUUGCAAUGACCAAGCGCCCGGGGCGCAUCGGCGCCAAAAGUCCACGAAAAGCAGCAUUGAAGUCUCGGCCUUGGAAGAGAAGCUGGACCGAAUGGUUGCUCUGCUUACGGCUUCGAACCCAUCUGCUCUCGAGUCAUCCGGCCCUAAUCUUUCGUCCGGGAUGUCGUCAACUGCAUUCUCGGACGAAAGUGCAGCAAAUCCGAGCGACAGAGAAGGUCAAUUUCUCCUGAAGAUAUUUACCACCAGUAUGGUGCCUCUCUUUCCAUUCGUCGUGAUCCCACCCCAUAUGACAGCAGAUCAAUUACGUCAAGAAAAGCCGUUCCUCUUCUUGGCCAUCUCCAUGGUUGCAUGUCAGAGCGCAUCGCGCCAGCGAGAAAUUUCAAAAAUGGUGAAAGACUAUAUAGCCGAGAAGAUUGUGAUUCGGAAUGAGCGCAGCCUCGACCUGCUUCAGGGUCUCCUUGUGCAUCUGGCUUGGUAUAUUGGCAUUUCUCGUCAGCAACGGUCGACGGCUCCUGAUCAAGAAGGGGAAGUCGUACCAGGAUUCACUCAGCAACAGGUCAAUCAGGGACCUGCACAACUAGACGCCUUUGUGCAACUGGCUGUGGCUCAGCUCAUCAGUUUGGGUUUAGGUCAAAGCUUGAAUCCCCCGAGAAUGUCAAAGCCGAUCAGCUAUAUGGGGAAAAUGGAUGUAUGGGCCAGCUCACAGCGCGUGCACACCCUCGAAGAGCAACGGGCUUAUUUGGGGUGCUAUUACCUGACGGUUAUGCUAUCUUCGUGCGUCCGAGAUAUGGAACCGCUUCGCUUUACGAAAUAUACAAAAGAAUGCUGCAAACGGGUCGAGGAAGCCUUGGAGUUUCCUACAGAUGCUUAUCUUGUGAAUUUGAUCCGAGUCAUGCAUCUUGCUGACAGGAUCGUGCACACAAUCAGCUUUAAUGACCUUGAUUACCCUGAGAUUCUCUCGGCUCCACUUGGGCUAAGUAUACAAGGGUUCCAGGCCGAACUUCAAAAAAUCAAGGCUUCUUUCUCAUGCGAGCCGCCACAUUCAAGUAUUCUUGCAUUCCAUUGCAAUACACUAGAAAUCCUUUUAUACCAAAUUGCUCUGAGCGAGGAACUGUCCGACGCCCAAUGCGGUGGCUACACGGUGACAAGGCUAGAUAUUCUCUUCCACUGUCUGGAAGCGACAAAGUCAUUUUUCCACAACUUUUACUCGGUCUCGUCGCAAUAUUUCCCCUUUCUUCCGUUUACGAUCUGGUGUCAAUCCGGCCACGCAGUGGUCACCCUCUCACGGCUAAGUCUAUUUCAAAGCUACAAUGACUGGGACCUGGAGUACGUUCGAAGUACGAUUGACUACAACGAUACAAUCGAUCGCCUAGCGCAGAAGUUAGAAGAAGCCCGGUCAUUUAUACAGCCAAACAUAGCAUCGGACGAAUUACCCGAGAUCUUCGGAAGGCUCUCCAGUCGAAUGCGGCUUAUGAAAGAGUCACAUCGUCAAAAGAAGGAGGCCAUGGAGAAGGCUCAGCAUGAAGACAUCCAGAAUCAGCCUGACUUUAGCUUCAUGUUCAGCGACAGUUUCUUUAUUGGCCCAACUGCCAUUCGAGCCGUGAAAAAAUGGCCAGAUAUGGCUCGAGAAAAUGCCAAAAUUGAGUACAGAAUGUGGAUGUCGUGGCACCAAAUUGAUGGGAAAAAGGUUGCGGGCCCCUCCCUUAUUGCGAUGCAUGCUUCAAAGAAUGGAGAAACGUCUGUCGAUGGUGUCGAGCAACCAACGAAUGCCAAUCGGCAUAGUCGUCCGAAGUUCCACAAUAUAUUAUCUAAUCAAACUAAGAGAAUUAGACUUUCUAUGGAAUAUAGCAAACAAGCAUUCAAAUUCUACGAGAAUCCCAACACUCAAAAAGCAGUCGUUGUUCUCGCAGAUGAUGAAAGAUUAGAAGCCGAUGUGGUCAUUGCAGCCGAUGGUAUCGGGAGCAAAUCGUUUACUGUUACAAUGGGACGUGAAAUUCCUGCCCAUCCAUCUGGCAGCUCACUAUAUAGAGGAUCCAUUCCGAUUGAAUCGGUCCUUGCUGAUCCGUUGUUGAAGGAGAGGUUUCAUGGCCUAGAAGAUGGGCUUUCUCUCGUGGAGAUGUGGCAAGGGCACCCCAAAUACCACAGUAUAUGGGAAAGAACAACGGAUCAUCUAGCGUGGCAAUUCAUCACCCCCGAUGGAAUGGAAUCCUGGACCAAGCUUGUCAACCCUGAGACUGUGUCGCCGAAGGGGCGAGUUGUCCAGAUUGGCGAUGCAGCACACACAUUCCACCCGGCCUCUGGCAGUGGGGCAACUCAGGGUCUUGAAGAUGCCGUGUCGCUCGCCGUAUGUCUCCAGAUAACGCAAAAGGACAACAUCCCCUGGGCUACCCGUGUUCAUAACAAACUCCGGUUUGAGCGCGUUUCCUUGUUGCAGAAGAUAGGAAUCCUGAAUGCAUUAUCUCGGAGCCUUCCUGCCGAUGAAGAGGAACCCAAAGCUGCCCAUGCCGGACUGCUGGGAGCUUGGCGGUGGAAACAUGAUCCCGAGAAGUACGCCAUUGACAACUAUGGGAAGGCCUUGGAGCAUCUUAACAACGGUGCUCCCUUCCAAAAUACCAAUCUACCGCGUGGAUGUGCAUAA